Molecule: messenger RNA, 4967 nt
Organism: Planococcus citri (citrus mealybug)
Lineage: Eukaryota; Metazoa; Arthropoda; Insecta; Hemiptera; Pseudococcidae
Gene: pxb
Product: pxb
Exons: 10
Coding region: 803-2392 (529 amino acids)
Source: RefSeq, a predicted model, not a curated record
GUCAGUCCUCUAGUGCAAUAUGGUGAUGGUUUUUGUGCGGUGUGCUUGUGUUUGGUGAUACGUACAUCUACAUACGAUACGAGUAGUGUACGACAUAUUACGUGUACGAGUAUAUUUUGUGUAAUAAAAAGAAGUAAUUUGCGUGUUACCACAAUGUAUGCGUACGGUGCUCCGCAAGGUGUGUAGGUCUGGUUGGCGACCGAAGGAGACAUUUUGAGCGGACGUGAUCGGAAUCGGUGAAAUUGGAUGGACGUGGAUUUUGAGUCUACCAUGUCUAUGUCGACGACGAUGGUGGCGUUUUUCUAAAUGUUUUGCUAAAAUUCGCGACGAUACGGGUAGAAUUCAAAUGCGAUUCGCGCGCUCGUCUUUCGACAGUUGGUUAGGUUGUGCUGUGUGCGGUGUAUGUGCUGCUCAAUAUGGUGUUGGAAUUUUUUCCUACCAUCUUAUUGACGUGAUACGGUUUGCAAAAUAACCCCCUGUUUUACUACACGAAGGGGAAGCCUCAUCGUCUUUAACCGCCUACAACGAGGUUUAAAAUUUCGCUAAUGCUGACAACCGACGUAGAAUAAAGACACCCGUCAAUGUAAAUUCAAUCGAACGAUUUUGCCCUCGUCUCAGCCCCCGAUUUUUAUACAUAAAAGCUGUGAUACCCCCACAUGUACCUCUUCAUACACAAUCUGUGUAUGUUGAAAAUUGAAACCAUUUGAUGACGAUACGCUAUACAUAUAGAGUACGUUGAAUUAAUUUCCCGCUUAUUGCAAGAUUGUUGGUUCAUAAAAGAGUAAAGAAACAAGAUUUUAAUAUGAUCGAUUUGAAAAUCUUCCAUCUCGAUGUCAAGAUCGAAAAUAAUAUUCAGAAUAGUCUAUACGUUAUGGAGAUUGGAUCGCCGGCCAACGAUGCCGGAGAAGCAGAUAACUCGUUGCCUGCCCUUUGGGAAUUAGAUAGUCCGGAAUACGAAUGUGAUUGUCCUGGACCGCCUCCACCUCUAUUUAAGAUACCACCACCGCCUAGACCACCUUUUCUAUCCGAAGUUGCAGAUUGUUCAGAGGUUACUAUAGCGGAUUACGAAAGCUGUGAUAAUAUGCCUGUGAUAGACGCAGGAUACCACAGUAAUCCAGCCAUACCGACUUUAACAAUACUGGUCAUCUGUUCAGCUCUGUUGUUGGCCGGCGCUUUAAUUGUAUUUGGCUUGGCUUGGAAGCAUAAAAAGAAAAUGCAGAAUUUCCUGCCGUGUAAAUCAUCGCCUCAAAACAGAUGCGACGUUGCCCACGGUAAUGGAUUAAUUUAUGAAGAUUUGGCCAAUGUUGGUCCUAGAGCUGUUCAGCAACCGUCGUCAAUAGAAAUGUUAGAUGUUAAGUCACAUCAUAACAGUUAUGUUAUCAGCCAUUCUCCAGUUUUCAUUUGUUCUCCGUCGAGUAGGCCUGAAAGUCAGUACUGUCCACCUCCUAGACAAGAACAUAGGUAUUGUUCGCAAGAUUUAUAUAAUCCUGUAUACGAGGAACUAUCUAAUGGUUCAGUAGAUCGGGGCGAAUCAGAUGCCGAAAGCGAAUGCAUCAGGGAGUUAACCAGAAGCGACGACGAGUUCGCCGAAGACGAGCUGAGUCUAGGAGAACAUCACCAUUUACCAGCGGUGAAAGGGCAUUCGGGCGCUAGUUCGUUACAAGGCUCAACUGGUAACGAUCUGUGUCGCGAUGUCGACUCGUCGGAUGCGGACGACCGUAGCAGAUUCCUGUGCCAUCGAGGUCCGUGUUUAAGAGCGCCCAACGGACGCAACCUAAGUUUACCGCCGAACCGUAGAAGUAGGCAGUAUCCAUCCAAGUAUCAGAAUAGAAGUCAGCAAUCGUUACCAGAUCAGAAAAGACCUCGCAGUCUAGAUCGCCGACGCGACAAAACGUGGAGGAACAAAGUCACCAAUAACAACAAUCCGGCCGAACCAAACGAAUUCCACGAAGGCCUACUGUUGGACGCGUUAUACCAGAUGUAUCCUAACGUGAGCAUGAACCCUCACACGAAUUCUGGCCGCGCGCCGCCCCGGUUACCAUAUAUACUGCCAGUAAGCUCCAACGCUCAACAGCCAACCAUCGUUAACCCGUACGAAUCGGUUCCGGUAUUGAAUCACCUGCGUCAGCACAAUCAACGUCAACAUCAUCAUCAACAGCAAUCGUUGUACGGCCACCGUCACCAAUACUAUCCGGCCGGCGUCGGCGUCGCAAUGCGCACGCCUCAAGAUAACUUCACCACUACCUUUCGCCAACAACAUAAGCCCAUGAGUCAAGACUCUGACUCCGGAUAUAGUAACAAUACAUCCGGCGGAAGAGGUUCCAGUAGUUCGAGAAGUAAGAACGAAACUUUGAAAAGAAUAUCAACCCAUAGCGAGUUUCCAUUGUCGUAGCUGCAGUUUCUCCUCCUGCUACAUUUUUACAAUACAUUGUCGUACUUCUCGUAUAGCUUUUUUUUCUCUCUUUAUAGGACUUUUCUCAUCUUAUAGAGAUUUUUACGUUAUUCUUUUUUUUCUUUUUUAGAAUUUUACGUUUUACGUUGUUUUGUUUUCAUUUUCCUUUUUUUUUUUUUUUUUUUUUAAUAAUUACUUUUUCUAUUUUGUUAACGAAGUGUUUUUAUUCUUCGCGCGAAUUGAAUAUUUUUUUUUCAAGUGUACUGCGUAUACGUACACGUGUAUUAAUUUUUUUUCUAUUUUUUAUUUACACUUUCUCUCGUAAGACGAUGUGUUUUUUUUUCUAUGAGAAAAAUUUUAUUUUGUAUGUUAUGUAUUUUUGUGGUGCGACGUUUACGUGUAUGUGUGAGUGUGUGUCUGUGAAUGCUUAGAUGAUGGCGAAAUGAUCGAUCGUUUGUUUUACCUGGUUUAAAGUAUCGUUUUGUUUAUUUAAUAUUUCGUUUGUUAUAGAAAAAAAAGGCUAAAAAUUUUAUGUUAUGUUUUAUUCAAGUACCUUUCAUUUAUGUACGUUGGUAUUUUUUUUUAAAUCAGAAUUUUCUUUUUAAUUUGAAUAUAAUUAUUAAACUCUUGUGCAUGGGAUGCCAUUUUCCAUCAAUAAUUUUAGAAAUAUUUUUCAAAUUUUUCCCAAUUAGUUUUGAAACUCUUCUCCUCCCCCCCCCCUCUUUAUUGAAAAUUUUAAAUAACAUUUCGAGUAGGUUACGUUGGAAAAUAUUUUAAAAAUGAAAAAAUAUAUUAAAAUGGGAAAAUUUGAUUUAUGUAAAAAUGAAUUAAAUGCAAAAAUUGAGUGAAAAAAUACUAAAAAUCACUUGCAUAAAAUUCAGUUUUGUUUGUUAAAAAACAAAAAAAUCCUCGGAUUUGAAAAAAAAAACCUGAAAAAUCGAAAAAUGCGAGAAGUAUUUUCAUAUAUCUAAAAAAAGGGAAAUGUAAAUUCAAACGGUUAGAAAAUUGGGCGAAAAAAUGAAAAUAAAUCGAGUGUUUGUGGACAAUUUUGAAAGAAUAAGAUGUAGCCCUAAGAUUUUUUUAAAUUUUAAAAAAAUAAUAAGUUCUACAUUUAAAACGUUUUUGUGCACCAUCUAAGUUGAAAAAAAAAUAGAAAUUGAAAGUUGAAUUUGAAAAAAUGAAUAAGUACUUAUUUUAUUGUUAUUAAAAUGCAAAAACAACGGUUAAUUUGGAAGAAUUGAUGAAACCAUUGAAAAAUUCAUUUCAAAUUGGUUCAAAAAACGAAAAAAAUAGCUAAAAUUUGAAAAAAUAAGCCCAAGAAUACCUACUAUUUGAAAAACUGCAGAAAUAAAAAAAAAACAUAUUCAUGUGAACAUUUUUCAAAAAUUUGUCAAGAUAUGAGAAAAAGAAAAAAAAAAAUUGUGAAAAAUUAUCAUGAAAAUAAAAAGAUCAAAAUAUGAAAAAUUUAAAAAAAAACACCAAAUUCAAAAUUUCAUUAAACUGAUCAGUAGAACAUUAAAUAAAAUCCAAGAUUUUAUAAAACUGUCUAUGUAAAAAUUGAACAUUUUUUUACUGAAAUUCCCGUAAUAUUUUUUUGGAAAUUGAUUGAUUAAACUCAAAAAAAAUUAAAAAAUAUUAAAUUGAUAAAUUUCCAUAAAAAAUUACCAAACACGUGAUUUUAUGAUUUAAUGAGAAGAUAAUUUUAUUUUAAAUGGUGAAAAGAGAAAAAUACUUUCAGGAAAUAUAAGAAAUUUUCAAGUCCAAUUUAGUUGUAAAACUGUGAAAAUAUAAUUUUUUUGGCGAAAAAUUUUUCUGGAACUUUUAAGUUCAUUCAAAUGUUUAAAACGUUUUGAAAGAAACGAAGAAAAUUUAAUCUCCAAGAAUUGCAAUAAUCUUAAAAUCUGAGAAAUCGAUACCCGGAAAAUUUGAAAUCUUAAAAAAUUUACAGAACGAAAUGAUUCUUUGCAGAGUAAGUUUUAAACUUCCAGAGAAGAUGGAAAAUGAAAAAUUGAAAUGUGUAAAUUUUUGAAAAUUGUAUUCAAUGGGAGAAGGCAGGGCGAGGAGGGGUAAAAAUUUGGGAAAAUUCAAAUAGGCAUUGACAAUUUUUUAAAGAUUUCUAAUCAGAGAAUUUAUUUUGAAUAAUUUUCUGAAAAAAUAAAUUUCAAUAAUAAAAAAAAAUUAGAAAAAAAAACAAUGCUUUUCAAUUUUAUUCAUAAAAAGUUAUUAUCAUUUCUAAGUUUAUCAACAACGUACAGCACUUGAAUAAAACACAAUUUGAAUUUUAAAAACUUUACUAAAAGAUCAUCUAUAUUCUAUUAAUACAACAUUAACAAUUUCGUGAUGAAUUAUUACCUAUGUGAAAAUUGAAACUGAUAACAUAGUGAUAGCUUAAUCACUGCCACAAAAAUAAAAAAAUUCUUACUUUAAAACCUCGUCAUUUAGCCAUCAUCGUAUACUCGACUAUAGACCUAUAGAUUUUACUUUUACGUUUAAAUUUGUAUAUGUGUGUAAAUGUGCGUACAAUCAUUGCAUACCAUUUCUUAUUUUCUAUUGUAUAAAUUGUUCUGUUCUACGA